CCGUUGGCGAGCGCAUUUCGAGCUCUCGGUCGACGCUACAGCGCAGGGUCGCGCGUUACAGCCACGCAUCCAUUCCAUCCCAUCCAUCACCCGAAUGCACGUGCCAACCUGGACUCCUUCAUCAGCUUACUACCUAGUGGCGAGGCGGUGAGGAGGGGAGCCAUCUGAGCGCGGAAACUCUCGAGCACCGCCACGGAAUACGCACGUUGUGCGAGGUCAUUUAAAAACCAACUUAGCUGCUUGGACUUUCUCUGCCGUAAGAACUCCCCUCUCUCCGGAAGAUUUGCGGGAAGGAGAGACUGAAGCAAAGGGAGGCGGAGAAGAAGCGAUCCGAUCAGAGGAAAACAGUCGCGCGGUGCUGGAUUAUUUCGGCGGGAAGCACGGUGUAUGUGACAGACGACUGAACGCUCGAGCGUAUUCAUAAUCCGUUUUUACGACGGCCCUGGGCUGGAUGUUGACAUGGUUGUGAGGGCCUGUUUCUGUCUUCCCAUUGGUCAGUGAGGCAGUGAGCUCAGCAUGAGGGCUUCAACGUAUCCCAUGAUGCACUCUGCCAGUCCUGGCCUGCUCCUGCUCAGCUUCCUCUUCUUUACUGAUGCUGACUCGCCCCCUAGAUUCACCCGAACCCCAGAGGACCAGACAGGGGUCCAGGGGGGCGUGUCCUCCUUCGUCUGCCAGGCCUCCGGAGACCCCCAGCCCAAGAUUGUGUGGAACAAGAAAGGCAAGAAAGUCAGCAACCAGAGGUUUGAGGUGAUAGACUUUGACGACGGGUCUGGGUCCGUGCUGCGGAUCCAGCCCCUGAGGACCCCCAGGGACGAGGCCAUCUACGAGUGCCACGCCUCCAACCCGGCCGGGGAGGUCACCGCCUCCACCCGCCUCACCGUCCUCCGAGAGGACCAGCUGCCCUCGGGGUUCCCCAUCAUAGACAUGGGCCCCCAGCUGAAGGUGGUGGAGCGCAGCCGCACCGCCACCAUGCUCUGCGCCGCCAGCGGGAACCCUGACCCCGAGAUCACCUGGUUCAAGGACUUCCUGCCCGUCAACACGUCCAACAACAACGGGCGAAUCAAACAGCUCCGCUCAGGCGCCCUGCAGAUUGAGCUGAGCGAGGAGUCGGACCAGGGCAAGUACGAGUGCGUGGCCACCAACAGCGACGGGACGCGCUACUCCACCCCGGCCAACCUCUAUGUCAGAGUGCGUCGCGUGCCCCCGCGCUUCUCCAUCCCGCCGGCCGACAGCGAGAUCAUGCCGGGUGGGAACGUGAACAUCACGUGCGUGCGGUGGCCGCCCAUUCCCUACGUCAAUGGAUGCGGCCGCCAGGACCUGACCCCCGAGGACGACAUGCCUUUGGCCACACGCAACGUGCUGGAGCUCACUGACGUGCGGCAGUCCAACAACUACACCUGCGUCGCCAUGUCAACGCUGGGUGUCAUAGAGGCCGUGGCGCAGAUCAGCGUCAAAGCUCUGCCCAAGGCUCCAGGGACCCCCGUGGUGACAGAGCGGACCGCCACCAGUAUCACACUCACGUGGGACUCUGGGAACCCGGAGCCCGUCUCCUACUACGUCAUACAGCACCGGGCCAAGGGCUCAGAGGACCCCUAUAAGGAGAUCGACGGCAUCGCCACCACACGCUACAGCGUGGGCGGCCUCAGCCCCUACUACUCCCCCUAGUGACGCGCGUGUGUGGCGGCCAUCAACACCAUCGGCAAGGGCCCCUCCAGCGACGUGGUGGAGGCCCGCACGGCCGAGCAGGCCCCCUCCUCACCCCCGCGACGGGUCAGAGGUCGCAUGCUGAGCACCACCACAGCGAUCGUCCACUGGGACGAGCCGGAGGAGGCCAACGGACAGGUGGUGGGCUACAGGGUCUACUACACCUCUGACAACACACUGCCCGUGAACCAGUGGGAGAAGCAGAUGGUGCGUAGCGCCAAAUUCAUCACCAUCCAGGGUAUGACUCCUAACAAGACCUACAACAUCAGGGUCCUGGCCUUCACCUCAGUAGGGGACGGACCCCUGUCCCAGGACCUGCAGAUCAUCGCCAAGACCGGAGUUCCAUCCCAGCCCUCAGACUUCAAGGGGGAGGCCAAGUCCGAGACCAGCAUCCUGUUGUCCUGGGUGGCCCCACCGCAGAGCAGCCCGGACAACCAGAUCACCGGCUACGAGCUGGUCUACCGGCGCCCUGACCACACAGAGGAGAAGGCUAGCUUUGAGCCCACCACCUCCUACCUGCUAAAGAACCUCAAGCCCUUCUCCACCUACACCUUCCAGCUGGCCGCCCGCAGCAAGCACGGGGUGGGGGCCUACACCAACGAGGUGUCCAUAGAAACGCCCCAAACACUCCCCUCUGCGCCUCCCCAGGAGGUGGUGUGCACCAGCUCCAGCUCCACCAGCGUGCUGGUAAGUUGGGCCCCGCCCCCGGAGGAGUUCCACAACGGGCUGGUCACGGGCUACACCGUGCAGUACGCGCCCACCGAGGGCAACCGGACGUCCGGGAGGGCGGAGCGCGUCCCGGCGCCGCCCUACCUCCUGGAGGACCUUCUGAAAUGGACCGAGUACGGCAUCACCGUGCGGGCCGCGACGGAGGCCGGAGAGGGGCCGGAGAGCUUACAGCUGCUGGUCCGCACUGAAGAAGAUGUUCCUAGCGGGCCCCCGCGGGCAGUGGAGGGGGAGGCGGUCAAUGCCUCGGCCAUUAGGGUGAAGUGGCGCGCGCCCGCCCCCCCGUUGCAGCACGGCCAGAUCCGAGGCUACCAGGUCCACUAUGUGAGGACCAGCUACGGGGAGCCCCAGGGGCAGCCCUCCAUCAAGGACAUCCUCAUGGAGGACUCCCAGUGGGAAUACGAUGACUCAACUCAAUAUGAGGUGCUUCUGGGAGAUUUGAAGGCAGACACGUCUUACUCUGUGUCCGUGGGGGCUUACACCGCCAAGGGGGACGGGGCACGCAGCAGAGCCCUAGCAGUCUGCACCGCCAUGCCGCUGCCGGACAAACCCACGCUUACGGUGCUGGCCACCGACUCGGCCACUGCCCUGCUGCAGUGGCAGCCUCCCCCCUCGGCCCCCACCCCGCUGCUGGGCUACCGGCUCACCCUGGGCCGGGUGGACGUGCUGCCCCUCACCGUGGUGGAGUUCCCCGCCCGUGAGCGGCGCUACACCGCCCAGGACAUCCACAAGGGGGCGCGCUACGUCUUCCGCCUCUCCGCCCGCAACAAGAUGGGCUACGGGGAGGAGGCUGCGGAGGAGGUGGCCACCCCCGAGGACUGCCCCAGCGGGUACCCGGAGGGCCUGGUGGCCCAGGAGAACACCGCCUCCUCCAUCCAGCUGGCCUGGAAGGCCGUGCCACUGGUGGAGCAGAACGGGAGGAUCAUCAAGUACUCAGUUCUGUACAGGGACAUCAACAGCAGGGGCAAUGCCUCGGAGGUUGUCGUGGGAACCCCGAACUCGAGCGUGCUGUUGGAGGGCCUGAGUGCCGACACGGUGUACGAUGUGAGGGUGUGUGCGUUUACCGCUGUGGGUCCCGGGCCCUACAGCCCCGGGGUCCAGUUUAGGACGCAGCAGCUGGGCCAAGUGUUCGCAACCAACUUUAGGGUGAAGGCGGCCAUGAAGAACUCUGUGCUGCUCUCCUGGGAGGUUCGGGACAAGAACCCUGCCCCGCCAUUCACUAUCCUGUACGGUAAGGGCCAGUCGGUGGACGUGGACGGUAAGCAGACCCAGAAGCUGAUCACGGGCCUGGAGCCCAACACCCAGUACUCCUUCCUGCUGACCAACCGGGCAAACAGCGCUGGGGGGCUUCAGCACCGGGUCACUGCCACCACUGCGCCGGACAUCCUGAAGACCAAGCCCACGCUGGUGGGCAAGACCAACGCAGACGGUAUGGUGACCGUACAGCUGCCCACUGUGGACACCACCGCCAAAGUCAGGGGUUACUACGUGGUGGUGUUACCGCUGAAGAGGCAGAGAGGCGGGAAGUUCCUGAACCCCUGGGAGGAACCGGACCAGAUGAACAUGGAUGAGCUCCUGAAAGAGAUCAACCGGACCAGUGUGAGCCGGGCCCUACGAGUCCGCAGGCAAGCAGCCCAAUCAGAGCCCAAGGCUUACGUCACAGCUCAGUUCAAGACCCUCCCCCCUGAGUUCACCCUCGGCGACGGCCGAAACUACGACGACUUCCGGAACCGUCCUCUGCUGAAUGGGCAGGAGUAUGUGUUCUUUGUUCUGGCGCUGAUGGACCUCUCUGAAAAUACCAUGUUCUCCACGAGCCCCUACUCUGACCCCGUGACCUCCUCGGAUGCCGACCCUCAGCCCAUCGUGGACGAGGAGGAGGGGCUGUUGUGGGUUGUGGGCCCGGUGUUGGCUGUCAUAUUCAUCGUCUGCAUCGUCAUCGCGAUUCUCCUCUUCAAGAGCAAACCUGACAGGAAGAGGGCUGAGGCGGAGGGCAGGAAGGGCAGCUUCCCGUGCAGCAAGGCCAUGUCCUCACACCAUCCCACAGACCCUGUGGAGCUCCGCAGGAUCAACUUCCAGACCCCAGCCUACCGAGUAUCAGUGUACCGCGGUUACCGGCGGUUGUCAAGUAUGGCGAGUCAUCCCCCGGUGCCGAUCUCGGAACUGACUGAUCACAUCGAGCGCCUGAAGGCAAACGACAACCUCAAGUUCUCCCAAGAGUAUGAGUCGGUUGACCCCGGUCAGCAGUUCACGUGGGAGAACUCCAACCUGGAGGUGAACAAAGCCAAGAACCGCUACGCCAACGUUAUUGCGUACGACCACUCCAGGGUCGUCCUCGCCAGCAUCGACGGGGUGCCAGGCAGCGACUACAUCAACGCCAACUACAUCGACGGCUACCGCCGGCAGAGCGCCUACAUCGCUACGCAGGGCUCCCUGCCCGAGACCUUCUGUGACUUCUGGAGGCUGGUGUGGGAGCAGCACACCGCCAACAUCAUCAUGAUGACCAAGCUGGAGGAGAAGUCACGGGUGAAGUGUGACCAGUACUGGCCGACGCGCGGGACCGAGACCUACGGGCUGAUCCAGGUGACCCUGCUGGACACGGUGGAGCUGGCCACCUACUCCGUCAGGACCUUCGCCCUCUACAAGAGCGGCUCCAACGAGAAGCGGGAGGUCCGCCAGUUCCAGUUCACGGCCUGGCCGGACCAUGGCGUGCCCGAGCACCCCACCCCCUUCCUGGCCUUCCUGCGCCGCGUCAAGGCCUGCAACCCCCCAGAUGCCGGACCCAUGGUGGUCCACUGCAGCGCCGGGGUGGGCCGUACCGGUUGCUUCAUCGUGAUUGACGCCAUGGCUGAGCGAAUCAAGCAGGAGAAGGCGCUGGACAUCUAUGGCCACGUGACGCUGAUGCGCUCCCAGAGGAACUACAUGGUGCAGACGGAGGACCAGUACGUCUUCAUCCACGACGCCCUGCUGGAGGCCGUCACCUGCGGCAACACCGAGGUGCCGGCCCGCAACCUCUUCUCCUACAUCCAGAGGCUGACCCAGGUGGAGCCCGGGGAGAGCAUCACCGGCAUGGAGCUGGAGUUUAAGCGCCUGGCCAGUGCCAAAGCCCACACCUCACGCUUUGUGAGCGCCAACCUGCCGUGCAAUAAGUUCAAGAACCGACUGGUCAACAUCAUGCCCUACGAGACCACGCGCGUGUGUCUGCAGCCAAUCAGAGGAGUGGAGGGCUCGGACUACAUCAACGCCAGCUUCAUCGAUGGAUACAGGCAGCAGAAGGCAUACAUCGCGACGCAGGGCCCCCUGGCUGAGACCACCGAGGACUACUGGAGGAUGCUGUGGGAGCACAACUCCACCAUCGUGGUCAUGCUCACCAAGCUGAGGGAGAUGGGACGGGAGAAGUGCCACCAGUACUGGCCCGCCGAGCGCUCAGCCCGCUACCAGUACUUUGUGGUGGACCCAAUGGCCGAGUACAACAUGCCCCAGUAUAUCCUUCGAGAGUUCAAGGUCACCGACGCCAGGGACGGCCAGUCGAGGACAGUCCGUCAGUUCCAGUUCACCGAUUGGCCGGAGCAGGGAGUGCCAAAGUCAGGAGAGGGGUUCAUCGACUUUAUCGGCCAGGUGCACAAAACUAAAGAGCAGUUUGGCCAGGACGGACCCAUCUCAGUCCACUGCAGCGCCGGGGUGGGCCGGACUGGGGUGUUCAUCACCCUCAGCAUCGUGCUGGAGAGGAUGCGCUACGAGGGCGUGGUGGACAUCUUCCAGACGGUCAAGAUGCUUCGAACGCAGAGACCCGCCACCGUCCAGACAGAGGACCAGUACCAGUUCUGCUACAGGGCCAGUCUUGAGUACCUGGGGAGCUUCGACCACUAUGCAACAUAAACAGCCCCCAGGCCCGGCCCCUUGCUCAGUGCACUCCCCUAGGCCUGUGUCUGCAGCUCUAGAGCAGUUCACUCGGCAUCUACAGGGUGCCCUCCCCACCACCCCACCCCCGCCCCCGACCCCCUCUCCCAAGAGAUGAUAUCCACCCUACAUCCAGACGGUGGGGGGGGGGAGGGGGCGAGCGGCCUACCACACACCCUGACUGAGCACCUCUUCUUGAGCCAUAGCCGUCUGCUGGACCAGAGGUGCUGACCUGCACCCCAAAGCCCAGAAUCAACCCACCGGUCUUGCUGGACGGGUGCAAGACGAAAAGAAGAAUUAUAGUAAUAAAUCCAUCAUUUUUUAGUUCUGGUUGUGUGUGAGAAGCCAUGGGGUUGCAUGAUGAUGUGAAGGUCAUGAUCCACGCAGCACCGGAGUAGCGCCACCAGCCCGCAGACCACAGGGGAGUAUCUGCAGUAUUGGACGACCACGGGAGAGCCCAGACCUUGUCGCUUGUCUUUCAGCGUGUUUUUGGGGACACCAUCUAGAAAUAGCUUCAGAACGCAUCAUAUCCAAGCCUCGCGGAGCGAAGCGGUCAGCCAACGGAGAGAGACUUGUGCGGAAGAUAAAUUGCCAAUAGGACACGGACGUUACCCAAACACAAACACAUCCAAAUCAAAAAAGACUCAAGAUGUUGUUUCGUUUUGGAAACAGACUCUCGUUUCCUUCGAGCGGAAAAAAAAAAGACAAUAUUUCUACCGUACCGUUAUCAAACAGAGAUGAACAAAUACAAAAACACCAUUUCAACCUUAUUGUCCACAUUUUCAGAUAUAAAGCAGAUCUAUAUGGGACUGGCCCGACGGUGUACCACUAUGUCAAACAUCCAUUUAGGUUUUUAAAUAUCCCCGCAAAUGUGUAUCUCCAUUUUCGUUGUUGUCGUUUUUUUUUAUUACUGACUUUUGACCUUGGUGCGUCACCCACCGGCAAGGUUGCAAAAUGUUUUCUUUUUUUAUUCUGACGACUUUUCUUUUCCCUGCGGUACUGUUCUCAACGUGUACAAUCAAAGUCAGCGCAAACGUGUUCACAGAGCAGUGUUAGCCUACGCCGCCGUUAGCCGCUACACUCGUUUCUACUAGCACACAAUGUACCGCCACACAGACACACACACACACACAGCGUCGCUACAAAUCUUACCAAGCCGUGUUAUAUGUGAUCGAUGUGUGUGUGCACGUUUUUGGCGGCGCACAACAGACACACAACUACAGUGUUAAGACCUGCAGAUCCCCCCGACAUGUCCCCCAGAAAACACUCUCCUAACACGGCUUUUUGUGCAGGUGCAGACCACUUCCGUAUUUAUAUAUAACACAAGACAGAAAAGAAUGCACAAAAUAAUAGGUUUUAUUAAAAAUAUGAAUAUAAAUAUGUCCAGAAAAAAGAUUUUGUUUUUCC
Molecule: messenger RNA, 7734 nt
Organism: Gadus chalcogrammus (walleye pollock)
Lineage: Eukaryota; Metazoa; Chordata; Actinopteri; Gadiformes; Gadidae
Product: receptor-type tyrosine-protein phosphatase delta-like
Biological process (GO): protein dephosphorylation
Molecular function (GO): protein tyrosine phosphatase activity; protein binding
Source: RefSeq, a predicted model, not a curated record